Molecule: messenger RNA, 1086 nt
Organism: Xiphias gladius (swordfish)
Lineage: Eukaryota; Metazoa; Chordata; Actinopteri; Istiophoriformes; Xiphiidae
Gene: opn8a
Product: opsin 8, group member a
Exons: 4
Coding region: 1-1086 (361 amino acids)
Biological process (GO): G protein-coupled receptor signaling pathway
Cellular component (GO): membrane
Molecular function (GO): G protein-coupled receptor activity
Source: RefSeq, a predicted model, not a curated record
AUGGAUGAAAAAUACAUGUCCAAACUGUCACCUACUGUUGAUUUUUGGGCAGGGAUGUACCUGGUGAUAAUUGCCAUCCUGUCUAUCUUGGGGAAUGCAGCAGUCCUGGUCAGCACAGCCCGUCGCCUCACACUGCUCAAAGCUCCCGAGCUGCUGACAGUGAACUUAGCAGUAACAGACAUCGGCAUGGCCCUCAGCAUGUAUCCUCUGUCCAUUGCUUCAGCUUUUAACCAUGCCUGGAUUGGAGGCGACACCUCUUGCAUCUAUUAUGGCCUGAUGGGCAUGAUCUUCAGUGUAACCAGCAUCAUGACUUUGGCUGUGAUGGGGAUGGUCAGGUACCUGGUAACAGGAAGUCCACCCAAGACAGGUAUGACGUUCCAGAGGCGAACUGUCAGUAUUGUGAUUAGUGGGAUCUGGCUGUAUGCUGGCCUGUGGGCCUUGUUUCCUCUGCUUGGCUGGGGUAGCUACGGGCCGGAGCCAUUUGGACUUGCCUGCUCGAUAGACUGGACCGGCUAUGGGGAGUCCCUAAACCACUCCACCUUCAUCAUGACUCUGUCUGUACUCUGUACAUUCCUCCCCUGUCUGGUCAUUAUCUUCACCUAUGUUGGUAUUGCCUGGAAGCUGCACAAGGCCUAUCAAUCCAUCCAGAGCAAUGAUCUUCAAUAUGGCAAUAUUGAGAAGAAAAUCACUCUUAUGGCUGUGAUGAUCAGCUUAGGUUUCCUACUUGCCUGGACCCCCUAUGUGGCUGUCAGCUUCUGGAGCAUGUUUCACUCCCAGGAGCAGGGCCACAUGACUCCUUUGAUCACCCUGUUACCCUGCCUCUUUGCUAAGAGCUCCACUGUAUACAACCCCUUCAUAUAUUUCAUUUUCCGGCGUACCUCAAGACAAGAGCUCGUGCGCCUACAGAGAUUGGUGUUUUGUUGUUUUCAUCAGGCAAGUUUGCCUACGGAAGGGGUAAAGAUGGAAGGCAAAAUGGUUAAGGGGUCUGACUGCGCCAUUUCUGGAGAUGGGAUGAAUGCAACCUGUGUGGGUCUGAUGGGAACUCCUGUCAGACAUUCUGGAAGUGAGAUAAUGACUGUGGACUAA